This is a messenger RNA of Mus pahari (shrew mouse), 768 nucleotides long. RefSeq names its product monoacylglycerol O-acyltransferase 3 (gene Mogat3). Gene Ontology annotation, molecular function: diacylglycerol O-acyltransferase activity. Gene Ontology annotation, cellular component: endoplasmic reticulum membrane. Gene Ontology annotation, biological process: triglyceride biosynthetic process. NCBI's taxonomy places the organism in Eukaryota, Metazoa, Chordata, Mammalia, Rodentia, Muridae. The record is from RefSeq and is a predicted model, not a curated record. The transcript has 6 exons.
AUGCACACCCAGGCUGGGGGGUGGGUGGGGUGGGGGGGUCACCGGUCUGCCUGGGUCCGAAACUGGGCCGUCUGGAGAUAUUUCCGAGACUACUUUCCCAUCACGAGGCCACACACAGGCUUCUCCCGCCUCUCUCCGGGUCUCAAGUCACAUCUACUCACGCUAUCAUUCUGGUUCCAAAUGCCUCUCCUCCGAGAUUACAUUAUGACCCAUGCCUUUGCCCUGUCCCACCCUGAGGGUGGCCGGGUGGCCGUUCUGGCUGUGGGAGGCUUUGUCCCCCCUGGGGAGGCAAAGCCUGGAACAGUGAGCUUGCGGCUCCGGAAUCAGAAAGGAUUCAUUAUCACUGGGACACGGUGGGCGCUCCAAUUCCAGUGCAGCGAAGCCCGAGGCCCAGCCAGGAACAGGGCCUCCCUCCAGCCUGUGUACUCCACUGGGAAGAAUACUAUUUAUAGACUCAAGUCUUUUGCCUAAAACUCCUGGCAGCAUCGACGUCAAGUUGCCUGUAAGAGACUUGUGGGGUUUUCCCCCUGCGUCUUCUGGGACCGCAGUCUCUUCUCAGCCAGUUCCUGGGGUCUGGUACCAUUUGCCCUGCCCAUCACUACGGUAAGUGAUGGCCACCCCAUCUGUGUGUCCCCAUGCCUCAAACUCACAGAAGACCACGUGGAUCCUUGUCACCAAUUCUACAUGAAGGCUCUGGAGCAACUGUUCGAAGACCACGAGGAGACCUACAGUGUCGCUGCUCCUGCCCCCUCCCCCACCUUCCUCUAG